Vicia villosa (hairy vetch) is the source of this 2184-nucleotide messenger RNA. Its product is annotated as F-box/FBD/LRR-repeat protein At1g13570-like. NCBI's taxonomy places the organism in Eukaryota, Viridiplantae, Streptophyta, Magnoliopsida, Fabales, Fabaceae. The transcript has 4 exons. The coding region runs from base 199 to 1443 and encodes 414 amino acids. The record is from RefSeq and is a predicted model, not a curated record. Gene Ontology annotation, molecular function: protein binding.
AUGGAUGUGCUGCUCCCCCAUCACUCAUUCACUGUAGCGACAUUUCGGUGAUUCUUACAAGCCACCGCCGUCUCGAUCUUUGACUGUAUAGACUUUCUGUGAACAUUUCGGCGACUCCUACGAUCCACCGCCGUCACACUCUGUCAACUGCAAGAAUCAUCAAAAUCGUUACUCUUUCCAUUCUUUAGGUCUGUCAUUAUGACUUUGCUCAGCAAGAAGAAGGCCAAUGAAAAUGAUCGAAUCAGUGACUUACCGUGUAAUGUUAUUGAUGGCAUCCUAGUAAACUUGAAACUCCGAGACCAAGUUAGAACUAGUAUUUUGUCAAGAAAGUGGAGGUAUAUGUGGACUUCAGCCCCACAUAUUUGUUUUGACGAAGAGUUUUUUAAAUGUUUUCAGCCUGAUGGUAGCCCUCAUCCUGACCCUGUAGUUUGUAAAACCAUCACGGAUGUUCUUAAGCUUCACAAUGGGCCGAUACACAAGUUUUCUAUUGACAAACGUCCAUUUUGGAUCGAAUUGGAAGAUCUCAAUACAUGGAUCCCCUUUAUGUCAAAGGACAUUAAACAUCUCGAGCUUUUGACCUUCCGUAGUUCUGAAAAUCUGGAUAUUCUCCUCUCUUGUAAGGAAUUGACUUGCUUCAAAUUAGGCUCAUUUAACUUGUCAAUUCCACCUAAUUUCUGCGGCUUUAAAAAAUUGCUUGAACUUCAUUUUGUUCAUAUUGAAUUCGAGUCUGGUGCAUUCGAGAUUUUUAUGUCUGGCUGUCCGUGUCUUGAAAAGCUCAGCAUUGAAGACUGUGAGGGUCCUGGUUGUGAUUAUCUUGUUAUAUCUUCUCCUUCUCUGAAAGUCUUAGUGUUAAAAUUGUCCUAUACAAACUCGAUUUGUCUCAAGGAAGCAAAAAAUCUAAUCGAUUUUACACUCAAGGGAUAUCUGGCCAAGGGUUUUAUUAAAAUUUUGCCAAAAAUUAAGAGGUUUUCUCUAGACAGAUGGGAAAAGAUCAUAGAUGCAGAUGUCAUUCCUUCAAUGCUGCUAACACGCUCAUUCAGCUCUUUAGAGUAUUUGAAAUUGGAUGACUUGAAUUUGAAUGAGAAAGAAGAAGUUUUUUAUUUUGUCAGUCUUCUCGAAAGUGCUCCUAAUUUGACUGAACUUGUUAUAAAGAAUUACGAAUACAUUGGUGCUACCAGAAAAGUGUUGGGUCAUUUAGAGGAGUUAGAAAGCCGUAGCUGUUGCCUUAAACUUCAGACGGUGAAAAUCUACAUUGCAGCUAACUCUCAUCACGUAAUGAGUUUGAUAAAGUUUAUACUUGCAAAUUCUCCUUUGUUGAAGACUCUUACUUUGUAUUGUAUUUAUUAUGAAGUGGAUGUGCCUAUGUUGUUAAAUUUUUUUCAAGACUUGUUACGUUUGAAACGGGCAUCACCAAGAGCACAGGUUAAUUUUUACAAGACUUGAGAAACGGGCAUCACCAGGAGCACGGGUUAAUUUUUACAAGACUUGAGAAAGGUGUAUUGAAAAGAAAUCAAUGGUGAAGAUUGCUGCUUGAAAAACUGCAUGAGAGAAAUAAAAGGAGAUAAUCUGGUUUGCUAAUGAAAAGGGAACGAGAGUAUUUGGGGAAGUGGUGACAGUGGAUGUAUUGUAUGAUGUAGUCAAAUGGUUUGUAAUAGUUUAUGAUCAGGCUGAUUUUAGAAUUUUGGAUGAUCAGUGGCGGAGCCAGGAAUUUUAGAUAGCCUGGGCAAAAAAAUUAACUGCAAAUUACAUGUGACAUAAUAUAUAAAUAGUCAUAAAGUGUGUUACAUAAGAGAGAUGAAACCUAACAUGCGAAUAUUGUGCUAAAUAAAAUUAGGAGGUAAGUGCCCUCUCUAAGACCUCUUUGUGGUGAAUGUUCGAAUAAUAUCAACAUCUUUAAUUGACUUGAAUAUCUCCCGCUCGGUGUAACUAUCAUCAAGUCAUUGAACCACAAAUUGUUGAUUUUGUUGAGCAAAUUAGACUUGAUAAUCCUCAUUGCUGAAAAAACUCUUUCAACGAAUGUUGUCGACACCGGUAAUAUCAAAGUCAACUCAAUAAAUUUGUAAACUAAUAUAUUACUUAAGGAGAGACUGAUGCAGUUGGAAUGCAUGUGAACCUGAACUCUUAGAAAAUUCUGAGUUAUUUAAUUUAUGAAUGAAUUUAAUUGUCUUAAAUUUAAUAAUAAAC